AGUGCUCAAACAUGGGCUAAUUCUCAAGGUUAUGUGUUGGUGAAAAAGAAAACACGUAAAAAUCAGUAUAGUAAUUUAAAAAAUAUUGCAUUGUGGUGUGACUGGGGUGGAAUCUAUAGUGGCAAAGAAACACUUCUAAGACAAACAACAGGCAGUACUCUAGUUGAAGCAUUGAUAGAUGAGCUUAGAGAAGGUGAUUAUAUGUAUGAAUACAAAUGUGAUGAUAUAGGCCAUAUUACUCACCUUUUCUUCGCUUAUAACGAAUCUGUUCUACUUACUCGUCGAUAUUCCUCUGUUAUCCUUAUGGAUU
Molecule: messenger RNA, 310 nt
Organism: Racocetra persica
Lineage: Eukaryota; Fungi; Glomeromycota; Glomeromycetes; Diversisporales; Gigasporaceae
Source: the annotation of a GenBank genome assembly